AUGUGGGCGGCCGGGGCGGGCGGCAGGGCGGCGUGCCCGCGGGACGCGGCGCUGCGCAGGGCGGCCUUCGCCGGCAACCUGGCGGCACUGCCCGCCCACCUGGUGCCCGGCGGCCGGAGCGUCCGCGUCUUCAUCAGCGCCAACCCCGAAGAUACCAUAGCAGAAAGGAGCGCUCUAAGAGAGCACGUGUAUCCUAAGCUGAGAGAAUUCUGCAGGGAAAACUAUGGGCUGGAAUUUCAGGUCAUAGAUUUAUACUGGGGAGUCGAGGCAGAUGAAUGGGACAGUCCUGAGCUGCAGAAGACUCGCAUGAAGCUGUUAGAAGAUUGCUUGAAAAGUUCUGCAGGUCCAUGUUUUGUUGGCCUACUGGGAGAGAAGUAUGGGAACAUCCGCAUCCCAGGGGAAGUGGAGUCAGCUGAAUUUGAAAUGAUCCUGGAUGCUGCUGUGGAGGCCAAGCUAGAGACCAGAAUUAUAGAAGAGUGGUACUGCAGAGAUGAGAACGCAGUGCCGCCAGCAUAUUAUCUCAGGCCGAAAUCUGAAAUGCUGAAGAGCUUCCAGAAUACAAUGGAACCUUCUUCAAACUCUAUGAAUGAGAACAAAUGGCAAGAUAUAUCAGAAGAAAUAAAGAAGAUUUUUAAGACUGCUGUGAAAUUGCUGUAUGAAAAAGGAAAAAUGAAACACAGCCAAGCAAAGAGAUAUCUUUCCUCUGCUAUUGAAGAUGAACUUGACUUUGCCUUGGGUAAACAAACACCAGCUUUCCUAAAGAAGUGUGUUUGCUACAUUCGGAAAAUUGCCAACAUUGAGCGUUUUGUUAAAAUUCCAGAGAUGGGAAAAUACAUGGAUGUGGUACAUACAGCUGGGAAGUUUCUACGAGAUCCCGAAGCUCAUGAGAAACUGAUCAAGCUCAGGGAUGAAUUCAUUCCUACCAUCGUUGCAUCCUCCAAUCUGAGAGUGUACACCUCUGUCACUCACUGUGACAUGAAACUGGGGUACUCCCAAGAAGUGGAGAAUCAUUACAUUGAAGGACUUGGUAAACAGUUCUAUGAAGACAUGAUCGAUAUAAUCCAGGCAACAGUGCAGCAGAAUUUUGACACCGAGACAGACUUGCUGUAUGAUGAAGUUCUUCAACAUUCAUCACUAUGUAAAACAUACUCCACUUUUUAUGAAUACAGAUGUGAGGCAUUAAACAUAGUUCACAAGUAUGUUCUACCUAGCAAAAUAGGACACAUUAACCCUCUUAUCAUAUACGGAGGACCAUGCACAGGGAAAACUCUUUUAUUAGCCGAAGUGGCAAAGAAGGCCUAUUCCUGGCUGCAAGAAGAAAUGGGACCUGAUUCUGACCCUGUGGUAAUUAUAAGAUUUUUGGGAUCCACUGAAACAAGCAUAGAUCUGAAGAAUAUACUUCAAAGCAUUUGUGAACAAUUAGCAGUCAACUAUCGUUGCCUCGUGCAAAGUUACCCUAAAAAGAUUCAUGACCUCCGGGAUUUGUUCAUAAAUCUCUUGAAUGAGUCCUCAUUCCACAGACCAUUGGUGAUAAUAUUUGAUGCCCUAGAACAGCUAACAGAUAGUGAUGACGCUAGGAAGCUUUGGUGGCUUCCUAUUCACCUUCCCCGUUCAGUACGGAUAAUUUUGUCAACACUGCCAAACAAGCAUGGGAUACUGCAAAAACUGAGGUGCCUUAUUCACGAAGAAGACAACUACAUUGAAUUGACUGCAAGGGACAGAAAGAUGUGUAGCCAAGUACUGAAACAUCAGCUGCUGCGAGUUAAAAGAAAAGUAACAUCAGGGCAACAAAUCUAUGUCAAUGAAGCAUUCUCCAAGUGUACACUGCCCAUGUUUGUGAACUUAACCUUCAGAGAGGUCAAGAACUGGAGAUCUCACAAAGACGUGGAUGAGUCCUCCCUCUGUAUCACUGUACAUGAAAGCAUAGAGCAGCUGUUUUGGUCACUGGAAAGUAAAUGUGGAUCACGACUACUGUCAAGAGCACUUGGUUACAUCACUAUGUCCAAAUCUGGCCUGAGUGAAAUGGAACUGGAAGAUAUCUUGGCCCUUGACAACAGCGUUAUGUAUGAAGUAAGUGAGAGCAUCCGAGAUGGUAACCCACUGAGAAUUCCUUACGUAUACAUUGCAAGACUUAAGGAGGGUUUGCAGGGAUACUUAAUAGAGCGACAAGUGAAAAACGUUACCCUUCUUCUUUGGGCAAAUAGACACUUGCACCUAAUUGCCCAGAAAUUGUAUCUGAACAAUGAAGAAGAUUUGCAGGAAAUGCACACGAUCAUGGCGGAAUAUUUUCUUGGUGUUUGGUCAGGUGGACGAAGAAAACCUUUUUACAGCAAUGACCAAUAUUUGAACAGUUGCCCUGCCCGUGAUAGCAGAGGCUUGAAUGAGGAAGAAAAGCACUGCAUGGAUCAGAUUGCUUUUGACAGGCAGGCGCCUGAUCAGCCAUGGGUUUUUCAGUGUAAUCCCUUAGAGCCUGACAUCUUUUUUAUCAAUCAUAGAAAAAUGACAGAGCUUAUUCAUCACUUGACAAGAUGUGGAAGAACAGAUGAUCUGCUGUAUGGAGUCAUUAUGAACUUCAGCUGGCUGUACACCAUGAUUAGAAUAGGGCAGUUUGAUAAAGCACUUUCAGACAUAGAACUGGCUUACACCUAUUCGCAGGAAAAGGAACUGAAAUUCCUGGCCAGUACUCUCCGCAGUAUCAAGUUCAAAGUAGUAAAAUACCCAGGCUCACUCUCUGCUGAGUUGCAACAGAGGCUUCUGCCAGUAGUAAGUUCACUGCCUAAACUCAGACACCUCCUCUUAGAAUGCGACAAGGACGGGCCCAAGUACUGCUCUAUCGUCCCCUUGCAUUCCUCCAUGGAUGUGACUUACAGCCCCGAGCGCCUGCCACUGUCUUCCAGCUGCAUGCAUGUCACUGAAAUUCUGCCUACUUUUAAUCCCAGUACAAUCAUCGCUGCUUUGGAAAAUGGUUCCAUCAGCACUUGGGAUGUAGAAACUCGCCAGCUAUUGAGGCAGAUUACAACCUCUCCAUCUGUUAUCAUAGGGAUGAAACUUACUAGUGAUGAAAGGUAUCUUGUAGUAGCUACAACAAACAACACUCUUUUGAUAUAUGAUAACAUAAAUUCCUGUCUUUUAUCUGAAAUGGAAAUUAAGGGGUCAAAACAUUGUGGAUUAGGGGGGGGCUCCAGUUUUAUAAAUGGGUUUACAUUAUCAGUCAACCAUGCACUCGCGUGGCUGGAAGCCAGCAAAGAUGUCACUGUAAUAGACCUUCUUUAUGGCUGGCCUCUCUAUCAUUUCCACUGCUGGUAUGAGGUAACAUGUGUGCAGUGUUCUCCGGAUGGAGUUUAUGCCUUCUGUGGACAGUAUCUGAACACAACAACCAUUUUUCACUUAGGCAGUGGAGAAAAGCUGGCCACCGUGACCUCUGAAUUUUCUGGUGGAUUUGUGAAAUUCCUUCUCAUUCUGGACAAGGCCCAAGAAAUGGUGAUGGUGGACAGUGAAGGCAGCCUCUCUGUUUGGAGUACAGAGGAGAUCACAAAUCCCCAGCUUACAGAUGACUUCGAUUGCAGGAGAGAUGACAGUGAGGUUGUCAGCAUAGAGCUUUCUGAAGACCAAAGUGCAAUUUUAAUUUGUAAGGCUCUCAGCAUUGAGCUCCUUGACACUCAUGUGUGGAAGGUAGCUGAAAAGUUUAGAGCUAAACACAAUGAGCACUUUAUAUCUGCUGUGUUGUCCAAAAAUGGCAACUGUAUAAUUGCUUCAAUGGAAAAUACCUCAGCCAUUUUCGUUUGGAGAAGAGAUACGGGACAGUGUAUGGCAAGCUUACAGGAAAUCUCAGGAACUAUAGUCAGGCUAAUUAAAUCAAAUCAUCAUAACAUGCUGCUAUCUUUAUCCACCAGUGGUGUCCUUUCUAUUUGGGAUAUAGACAUCAUAACUGCUAUGUCCAAUAUUGACAAAUCUGGCAAACCUAUCCAAAGGCUGGUGUUGCCAGCCAGAGGUGAAUUAAUAUACACAUUGGAUGGAUCAGAUUCUGUCCACAAGUGGAACUUCAGCACUGGAUAUAUUGAAGCUAUAUUCAAGCACGAAGGUACUGUUGAAAACUGUGUGCUGACCACUUCUGGAGAAAUAAUGGUUACAUCAGAUGAUAAAUGCAGCCAGUAUGUAUGGCACACUGUUAGUGGGGAAAACAUCUUUCGCAUUAAUGGGCAAAAAAUCUCAGAGCUAAUGAUAACUCAUAAUGAUCAGUUUGUAGUCUCCCUCUGUGAGCAAAAUGCAUCCAGAGUUUGGCGACUGGCCACAGGACAUAGGGUUUGCAAUAUUUUAGUUGCCUUACAGAAUGCAUUUAUAACAACUGCAAAUACAUUUGUGGUUGGAAUGGCAAAGAAUAAAGUGUUGGCAGUGAGUCUCUGGACAGGCAGUAUAACCAAGAAGUUUUGCUGUGAUGAUGGUGCAAGCAUUGUAGAUGUCAAACUGAUACCAGACUGCCCAGAUAUUAUAGUAUUUAUAACAUCUACUGAAACUGUGAACAUCUGGAGCUUAACAGAGGAAGUCAUCUGCAGACGUGUACAACUGCCUACCAAUUUCUUGAAAAAUUUGGAAGACUUUGAGAUGUCCCCAAACGGCAAGCUAGGAAUUAUAACCCGUGGUGAUGAAAACAUUAAUGUGCUUGAUCUACACAGUGGAAAACUUCGUGUGGUUCACGCUCCAGGUGUUAUCUGGAGGCAAAGGCUGUCUCGUGAUGGCCGCUAUCUUGUGUACAUCUGUUUUCUCAAUGAAGAUGAUGACAAUGGUGCAAUCUCUAGUUUAAUUGUAAUGAGGCUAGCGGAUGGCAAAAACAUCGGUGCCUGUUCUCUUUAUAAGACUCCCACUUUCCUUACACUCUCACAGAGACAUUUAAAUAUUAUUAUUGGAUUUGAUGAUGGAAGUAUAGGCACUUACACUGUAGUGGAUCGAGUCGACGCAGCACUGAAAAUCAAAAUUGCUACUUCAAACAGCCGUCAGAUUUUCAACAACACGACACAAGUGAUUAGACCAAAAUGUCACAAUUAUAGCUUCAAAGUGACUGCAGACUGCAUAUGGAGGGAAUCAACUGAAGUGUUCGCCAGGGAUAGCCCCAUUACAGUUAUAGAGCCUGAGGUGAGUGAAGCAACACCAACCAAAAAACACAACUAUUGCUAUGAAAAGGUGUGCUCAGCCAUAGACUGCAGAGGACAUAGUUUUGCUACUGACAACUGAGCAUCUGUCCUGACUAGUUUACCUGAGUAAUAGUAUUCAUGCAUCGAUUUGUCUUCUGAAUUCAAGUAAAAAUCAGUGCAUUUCUUGGAAGACAUUAACAGCAGAGGGCAGACCAGCUAUUUUUUCCUUCACAAAUAUUCUUACACUUACGUACAC
Messenger RNA from Lagopus leucura (white-tailed ptarmigan), 5385 nucleotides. RefSeq names its product NACHT and WD repeat domain containing 2 (gene NWD2). The record is from RefSeq and is a predicted model, not a curated record. Lineage: Eukaryota; Metazoa; Chordata; Aves; Galliformes; Phasianidae. Gene Ontology annotation, molecular function: protein binding.